UGCUACAAAGCUUACUUUGGAAUCCCGGUGGCUACGGCCAUCAUACUGAGAAAUGGGAUCCAAAGUUGCCCUAGAGCCGACUUCUCCCAAAGCUACCUACUGCAUAAAGAUGGGCAAAUGGUCCACUGUAACCUGAAGAACCUAUUCUGGCCCGAUCCUGUGAUCCCUACCAACGUACAUCAAGCAUGUACCCUCCCUCUGAUCCAGAGGAUCUGGAAAUCCCGCAUGUCGAAUCACAGGUAUAUAAGCCUCCAUAUCCCUGACUUCUCCUUGGUGGAUUUGCACAUUAUCCAACCUGCCGAAGACCUGGCGGAAGUGCAACAAGCAGUGGUCAACCUGCAAAAUCAGGAGCUCAUUMUGGAGACACCUGUGGUCCCCAUGACGGAUCCUGCUCCUCAGGACGUGUCAACUCUGAAUGAGACCUUACAAAACCCUGAUCUCAUCGCAUGGCUAAAUGAUAAUUCUAAGAAUAUGUUGCCAUCAAGCCCUGUGUCAGAAGUGGACACCACYGACUAUAACCCCCCUUCACCGAGAUACAGCCCGACCAUGCCUGAUUACACCCAGAAACCAGAACAAGGAGACAAGGAGACACCAGCUACGCAUGAGGUGGUUCAUCCGCCUCACCAAAUCCCUAGCGACAUACUGACCCUGUCCCCCGGCCCCUCGGAUUUCGACCUGGAGCUGAGCGCUCAUAGGCCCUUCUUGUCCGAAGAUGCAGACACCCCUCAUCCUAGGACAAUGGAGGAAAACCGACCCCCUACCCCUGUGAAGGCGAGGUUGGGCCCACCAGUGGUAGAAAGUAAAGAAAUAGGCCCUCCACGGAGCCCCAAUACCUCUCACAGGAAGGAGGAAUCCAACCCAGGGAAGAACUCAUAUGGAAACUACGGAGCCGCUGUGGACCGAGCAGUAAAAUCCUGGCAUCAGCCCAAAGCAGAGGGGUAUGACAAAAGGUACCGACCCAACAAGAUGGGCCCCCCUAAAUUCCCCAAAACUACGCGCCCGAGUAGGAUGGAACCCCCUGCUCAAGGUCCUCGCUACCCACCGUAUGUGCCUGCGAAGAUCCAUCCAUUGAUCCCCCCUGGGACCCUGACCCAAACUCCUAGGUCUGAUUCCAAGGAGAGGGUGUCAAGAGGGCCCACUGCUCAGGAUGCUUAUAAUGGUGGAAUCAGGCCUAGAGAGUUCUUUCCCCCACAGAGACGGGAUCAGGAAAAGAAAAGGAGAUAUCAUAAGAAGAAUCUAGGUCCAGAGGAGAAGCGGUUGAGACGGCAGCAGGAGGAAAUAUGAAGARAUAAUGUAAUCAACUUUAAAAGUAUAUCUAACCUAACCAAUGAUUAUUAUUAUUACUGUGGUUCUAUUAAUUGAUGUACUGUGAUUCUUGAUGACUUAUAAACUUGUGUAUUAUGUUUUAAGAAUGUUAAGAUGGUGAUUGAGGCAGAUUAGAGUAUAAAGCAUGUUCUGUAGGGUUAGUUGAAGGAACGUAUAACCAGUCAUGUGUAGACAAGUAGAGCAUUAUGUGAGCUAAGCCUGGCAUCUUAUCUAACGGUCAGUAAGCCUUCAGUUCCCCUUUCUAAUGUCACGUGAAACCUUGUGCAACCAAAGACCUUCUCAGAAAUGAUGAUUGUAACAGAUAAAAUGGACUUUUGACACCGCAGAAAAAGUACCUAAUGGGCCCAAAGAAGGAGAAGUACUGAGGGUUGUUUCACAAUGGAAAAAUACCGUGAAAAACACAUGACACAUGAUCGCCCAAGGCCAGGCGGGAAACAAGUUUACACAGGAAGAUAAAAGGCCUGAAUUGGACCACAACGGGGUCUUUCGUGUCACUCAGCUGAAGAAGGAACAGCUCAAGGAGCAGGACUUCAGAGCAGCAGAACCAAGACCGGACCUGAAAUUCAUUUCUCUCGUUGGGCCAAAAGCUGAUCAAUUCUCUUCAACUGAGCUCAAAAGGACCGAAGACCAUAAUUUGGAUUAAGGCCCAUCACUGAGAGAGAUCUUUUCAAACAACGUCCGACCUCAUGGGGGUAAAACUGACUGCUUUAUCCUGCCUUCUAAAGAAAUUAACAGAAUGCCACAUUUUUAAUCAGGAAGUUAGCUUAGCAUUUUAGAGUGUUUUAUUUUAUUCACCAUCUAUUAUUAAUCAAUGUUAUUAAUUUGUAUGAUCAGUUGUGGCUGUCUUUGCAAAUUCUAUUAAACUGCAUGCGAGCAUUAUAAAGACAAAUUAACUGACUGGACAUUGAUAAUUUUUGAUUGUCCUUUUUAA
Molecule: messenger RNA, 2257 nt
Organism: Austrofundulus limnaeus
Lineage: Eukaryota; Metazoa; Chordata; Actinopteri; Cyprinodontiformes; Rivulidae
Product: DNA-directed RNA polymerase II subunit RPB1
Exons: 2
Coding region: 118-1284 (388 amino acids)
Source: RefSeq, a predicted model, not a curated record